UUCUGUCGUGUUACCAAUAUGAAUAAAUUCAAAUCGUUAAAAAAAAAAUUAAAUGAUUUUUAAAAACUUAAAACAUUUCAUUACUUACUCUUUAAAAUACAGUAAAAGCUUACAUAUUUAAAAAAAAAAAAAGUUAAAUAAAUAAAAAAAAAAUUUUUUCCAAUGAACGAAAGAGAUUUGACGAUUGACAAUAAGACCUCGUGUAUAAAAAUAGGUUUUUACCAUCCCUGAAUAUAAUUGUAUUGUAUUGAGUUAAUUUUAAACAUUUAAAUUAUAUGAUAAAUUAGUUAAUUUUGUAAAAAUUUAUUUUUCUAAUAAAUUAUUAAAUAAAAUGGCUUCAAGAAUAACAAUAGCACAAGCAUUGGGAACAGAUGGAAGUGAUUUCACGCAUAGACAAAAAGUUGCAAGCCAAUAUCAAACGAGCGCCAUGAAUAAAUCAAGACUGAAAAAAUGUAUAUUGUUUCAUUGUAUAUUAUUUUUUGUUAUGCUUACAAAAUUACUUCCGGAUAUAUUAGACCGUCUAGAUAUAUUUAUAUUAGAGGUUGAAGAAUUACAAAUGCCAAAGCCUCUAUGGUGGGAGUAUAUUUGGUUAUCAAGUAUUUUAGUGCCAUUUAUUGGUCUAUCAGCUUUAAAAAAAAAUCAAAUAAAAUCAAUGACACGUUUUAUGUAUGGAAUAGUUAUUUUAGGAUUUGUACCAUUAAUUUAUGCUAUUGUUUAUUAUAUUUCUGAUGUAUGGAUUUAUUUAACUGCUGGAAAAACAGAAGAUAUACAAUUGUGGCAGGAUCUACCUUAUGGUUUAUUGUGGUAUGCAUUCAUUUUAGCUGCUUGUCAAGUACACGCCUUCUCAUUGUACUUCUCAUCAAAAUUAUUAUUGGCGUGGAAAUCAAGAGGCUUAAGAAAAGUUGAUUAAAAAAAUAUCACAGAGAAAAUAAAUUUAACCAAAAUUUGUUAAUAACAAUAAAGAAAAUAAUUUAAUUAUAUAACAAAAAUUCAGAAUGUAUUUUUAAUAAUAAAAUGAAAU
Microplitis mediator is the source of this 1021-nucleotide messenger RNA. It is a transcript of the gene jagn, whose product is annotated as protein jagunal. Gene Ontology annotation, cellular component: endoplasmic reticulum membrane. Gene Ontology annotation, biological process: endoplasmic reticulum organization; vesicle-mediated transport. The transcript is spliced from 4 exons. Bases 332 to 910 code for a protein of 192 amino acids. The record is from RefSeq and is a predicted model, not a curated record. NCBI's taxonomy places the organism in Eukaryota, Metazoa, Arthropoda, Insecta, Hymenoptera, Braconidae.